Prosopis cineraria is the source of this 2254-nucleotide messenger RNA. Its product is annotated as putative clathrin assembly protein At2g01600. The record is from RefSeq and is a predicted model, not a curated record. The transcript is spliced from 15 exons. Gene Ontology annotation, molecular function: 1-phosphatidylinositol binding; clathrin heavy chain binding; SNARE binding. NCBI's taxonomy places the organism in Eukaryota, Viridiplantae, Streptophyta, Magnoliopsida, Fabales, Fabaceae. Gene Ontology annotation, biological process: clathrin-dependent endocytosis; vesicle budding from membrane; clathrin coat assembly. The coding region runs from base 245 to 1945 and encodes 566 amino acids. Gene Ontology annotation, cellular component: clathrin-coated pit; clathrin-coated vesicle.
GAAAAUCACGCCAACAAUUUGUAUAUUAAAAAAAAAAAUCACGCAAAAAACUAAAUUGAAACGAUGCCAUGCCAUUCUAAUUCCAUGGUUUCUCCGUGAUCAGAUUUUUCUCUUCUAUCUCCUGCCCUGAAUUGCAACAGAAUCCCUUUCAUACACACAGAAAUUCAAGGGUUGGGUGCCACUUGUACCGUGACUCAGAGGGGGUAGAGAUAGAGUGAGAGAGAUCAGCACUCAGAGUUUAGAUAUGGGUACGCUUCAGACUUGGAGAAAAGCUUAUGGUGCCAUCAAAGAUACAACCAAAGUUGGUCUUGCCCAUGUCAACAGCGAUUACGCGGAUUUGGAGGUUGCCAUAGUCAAAGCCACGAACCACGUUGAAUGCCCUCCCAAGGAGAGACACCUUAGAAAAAUUCUAUUUGCCACGUCUGCUAUUCGACCCCGAGCUGAUGUUGCUUACUGCAUUCAUGCACUUGCCCGUCGAUUGGCCAAGACACGAAAUUGGACGGUGGCACUAAAAACACUGGUAGUCAUCCAUAGGCUAUUAAGAGAGGGCGAUCCUACUUUCAAGGAAGAAUUUCUGAAUUUCUCACAAAGAGGGCGCAUUCUCCAACUUUCUAAUUUUAAGGAUGACUCUAGCCCAAUUGCUUGGGAUUGCUCUGCCUGGGUACGCACUUAUGCAUUGUUUUUGGAAGAGAGGCUUGAAUGUUUUCGGAUUUUGAAGUAUGAUAUUGAAGCUGAACGUCUUCCCAAGCCUGCCCAAGGGCAGGAGAAGCAGGGUUACAGCAGGACAAGGGAUCUAGAUAGUGAAGAACUAUUAGAGCAGUUGCCUGCUUUGCAGCAGCUUCUCUAUCGACUUAUUGGCUGCAAGCCAGAAGGAGCAGCUGUUAGCAAUUAUGUGAUACAAUAUGCUCUAGCUCUGGUACUGAAAGAGAGCUUUAAGAUUUAUUGUGCUGUUAAUGAUGGAAUCAUCAAUCUUGUUGAUAAGUUUUUCGAGAUGCCGAGACAUGAAGCUGUCAAAGCCCUUGAUAUCUAUAAACGUGCUGGCCAGCAGGCAGCAAAUUUAUCUGAUUUCUAUGAAGUAUGCAGAGGUUUGGAACUUGCUAGGAAUUUUCAGUUUCCUGUCCUAAGAGAGCCUCCUCAAUCUUUUCUGACAACCAUGGAUGAGUACAUAAGAGAGGCUCCACGAGUGGUGACAGUGCCUACUGAGCCAUUGCUUCAGUUGACAUACAGACCGGAGGAAGAAGUUCUAACAACUGAAGACAGUAAAGUAUCUGUUGAAGAGGAGGAGCCAUCAGUUCCUGCGGAUGAUGUUGUCUCCAAUUCUGAUAUUGUUCCUCCUCCGCCACUUCCAUCUCAGAAUAAUUUUGACACUGGAGACUUACUGGGUUUGAAUGACACUCUACCUGAUGCAUCAUCAAUAGAGGAAAGAAAUGCUCUUGCCCUAGCCAUAGUACCCACUGAAAAUGGCGCAACAUCAGGUUUUGAAUCUAAUACCACCCAAGCGAACGAUUUUGAUCCAACUGGAUGGGAGCUUGCUUUGGUUUCCACUCCGAGUAGCAAUAUUUCUUCAGUCAAUGAAAGGCAGUUGGCUGGUGGAAUGGACUCGCUCACUCUUAACAGCUUAUAUGACGAAGCAGCAUACAGAUCGCAGCAGCCAGUGUAUGGAGCACCGGCUCCAAAUCCAUUUGAGGUGCAAGAUCCAUUUGCUUUCUCAAGCAGCAUCCCUCCUCCUCCUGCUGUCCAAAUGGCAGCGAUGGCUCAGCAGCAAGCAAAUCCAUUUGGUCCAUACCAGCCUUAUCAGCCUCAGCCACAGCCGCAGCAGCAGCAGCAUCUGUUGACGAGCCCUGCAAAUCCUUUUGGGGAUGCAGGAUAUGGGGCGUUUCCUGUGAAUCCUGUUUCUCACUCACAAAAUAACAACAAUCCAUUUGGUAACCCGGGCUUGCUAUGAGAACACUUUUUUUGGUGGAAUGCAAUGUAUUUAGUCAAUGAAGCUGGUUCGACGCAUUCAGAAGCGAGUAAAAUUGGUUUACUUGUUGCUAGAUAGAUGGUUUUUUAGGAAAGACGUGCUUCUCUUGUAAAAUGGAGACAACACUGAGAAGGUCGCGGCCAUUAAAUGCACUGACUGCUGGGAAUUUUUACUUCCUAUGUGUUUUUAACAUUCUUAAAUUCAUGCAUGCUCAAUUCAUAUUCUGGAAAAAUUCUUUGAUAGACAUGGUGCAGAGAAAGAUAAAGGAAAAUAAUUGAAGAUCUUGAACCA